AUGUCGUACUUUAAAGAGCUGGUGUCGGAGAACGAGUUUAUCGCUGAGUUCAGAUCAGAUAGAGGGGGGUCCUGGAAGAUAAUGCUCCACAGCAAUGUGUUAGAGCGGAGCAGAUCAGCUGGUGAACGCUAUGUUGUAGUGAAAGGGUGGGCUUCCUCCACUGACCAGACUGUCCGUGAAGCUGUCGACGACCUCAACGCUGCCAAGACUAGUCCAUUCCAGAUGUACCAAGUUGCUAUUGGUUCCUCAGUCUCUGUGUCACCGUGUCACGUGGAAGGACCUGAAGAGUUUUACGUACAACUGCUUGACUCCCAACAACCUAUAGAGGAGGUGCUCUGUGAUCUAUACUAUUAUCGAAGACGGAUAGCCUUGCGAGUGUCAGAUGUUAACACUGCCUCCAAUCCGCACCUAGACUCAGGACUAACCAAGAAGUUCAUGCAACAACCCAUGUAUGCUAUUAGAUGUAAACUGGACGGAAUAGAUCCCAACUUGAUGGAACAGAUGUCUGAAAUAAUCACUGACCUGAGUAUAGCCUUCAACGUGCUACUAGACAAGAGUGUUGAAGUUGGAUCACUCAAGAUAGGAGAACAAGAUCUCGAUACGGAAGAUGUGAGGGACUACGCUCUAGGGUCGGGCAGGUCACAACUGCAGUUCAUAAACCUGGCCCAGUUGAUAGUGACGGGGCGGACGGUCUGUACCAAUCAUCAGGGAUGUCUCUGUGGUAAUCAGUUGGAUUGUUCGUCGGAGUGCCCGCGACGAGACUGUGUCAAGCCAAUAAAAUCAAAAGGGAUGUGCUGCCACUAUUGCGGAGCUGAAGUGAGAUUCAGGCCCCCUGCUGGCUUUUAUCUCGAGAAGUUCAAGAAGAGUCUCGGAAAUUUCCUCAAGGACGAUCAGCUCGCUAGUGACCAGAUCUCAAUAACAGUGUCCCUACAAGAGUACGAGCUCAGCACUCUCAGUAUUCAAAUCACUGUCUCGGACUCUAUCGCAGACGGAAUAGAAGGUGCUGGGUACGAGAGCUCUAAGAUAGCAUCUAAAAUCCGCAACUACAUAGUUGAUUACGACAUAGUACGCGCUUCUGAAUUGUUCAUCGUUCAAAGUCACCUGCAAUUUCAUCCUGAUCGUACUGAAGCUAUCGGAUCACCUCAGGCACCGUCAGCUGGUAUACAAAGCUGGGUUUUGUACGUUGUCCUCAGUGUCUCCUUCGUUCUCCUCAUUAUCAUAGUUGUCCUCCUCUUCAAGUGUUCACGUCGCUACAGAGAAAACACCAACAACCAGCCUCAUGUCAGACUGGAUCACGGAGUGCUGCCUCGGGCCCUUGAUAGGAGAUUCAAGCCUUGCGUUCCUGCCAUGGAUCAAGAUAUCCCCACGUACGAGGAGGUGCUGAUGGAAGAUAUGUUGACACGUGGUAUUGCUCCUGAUCAGCCUCGUAACCAAGACAACGUACUGCGCGCGGCACCACGUCGUCCUGGUUACGCCGAGAUUCCUACAACUGACAUAUGUGAUCGUGCCCGUGUCUGACAGAAGUAUAAGAUGUAUUAUCAUGGCAGAUCUGUCACACAGAUCAUCUGUGUGAAUCGUGUAAAAGCAAGAUAUCUUUCCUCUUCAUUAAUACUCUCUGAGUUAUGAAAGUUUGAACCGUUGAGUUUAUUAUUAUCAUACUCUUUGGUGAUCACAGAGAAUUUUUAUUCCCGAAAACAUUAACUUGUUUAGAUAUUAUAGAUUGAGACUGGUGGCUUGAGAACUAAG
Molecule: messenger RNA, 1746 nt
Organism: Bolinopsis microptera
Lineage: Eukaryota; Metazoa; Ctenophora; Tentaculata; Lobata; Bolinopsidae
Exons: 13
Coding region: 1-1518 (505 amino acids)
Biological process (GO): receptor-mediated endocytosis; intracellular protein localization
Cellular component (GO): apical plasma membrane; endocytic vesicle
Source: RefSeq, a predicted model, not a curated record